Molecule: messenger RNA, 2046 nt
Organism: Myotis lucifugus (little brown bat)
Lineage: Eukaryota; Metazoa; Chordata; Mammalia; Chiroptera; Vespertilionidae
Gene: SPPL2A
Product: signal peptide peptidase like 2A
Exons: 15
Coding region: 246-1820 (524 amino acids)
Biological process (GO): membrane protein proteolysis
Cellular component (GO): Golgi-associated vesicle membrane; cytoplasmic side of endoplasmic reticulum membrane; lysosomal membrane
Molecular function (GO): aspartic endopeptidase activity, intramembrane cleaving
Source: RefSeq, a predicted model, not a curated record
GGGAGAGCGCGGCCGGCGGCGCGCGCGGACUCGGGCUCCACGUGCUCCGCGCGGGGGUUUCCGCGUCCUCCGGGCGUGGCCGGAAAAGGAAGUCGGCGCUGCAGCGGCCGCCCCAGCAACAGCGGCGGCCCGGGCCAAGCCCCGCCACCCGCCCGGUCCGGCUCGGCUUCGGAGGCAGCGCCGCGGGACCCCGAGCCUGCCCCGCCGAGCAGCGCCCGCCGCGCCGCCGGGCGCCCAGCACGCCGAUGGGGCCGCCGCGUCCGCCGCUCUGCGCCGCGGCCGCCCUGCUCUGGGGGGUCCUGCUCCGGCUGACAGCUGCUCAGGAAGCAAUCCUGCACGCGUCUGGAAUUGGCACACCUUCACCAUCUAAGGACUACUGCAUGUUCUAUAACCCUCGUUGGACAGCUCUGCCAAGAACCCUAGAAAAUGCAACUUCCAUUAGUUUGAAGAAUCUAACUUCCACACCACUGUGCAACAUUUCUGAUAUUCCUUCUGAUGGGAUAAAGAACAAAGCAGUUGUGGUUCAGUGGGGAACCUGCCAUUUUCUUGAAAAAGCCAGAAUUGCACAAACCGGAGGUGCUGAAGCAUUGUUGGUUGCCAAUAACAGUGUCUUAUUUGCUCCCUCAGGGAACACAUCUGAAUUUCAUGAUAUGAAAAUACUGAUUGCAUUUAUAAACAACAGAGACUUCAAAGAUAUGAAGCAGACUCUUGGAGAUAACAUUACUGUGAAAAUGUAUUCUCCGUCACGGUCUAACUUUGACUAUACUAUGGUGGUUAUUUUUGUAAUUUCUGUGUUCACUGUGGCAUUAGGAGGAUACUGGAGUGGACUACUUGAAUUGGAAAGCAUGAAAGCAAUGGCAGACACUGAAGACAGAGAAAUGAGGAGAAAGAAGGACGAAUAUUUCACUUUCAGUCCUCUAACAGUUGUAAUAUUUGUGGCCAUCUGCUGUGUUAUGAUGGUCUUACUUUAUUUCUUCUACAAAUGGUUGGUUUAUGUUAUGAUAGCAAUUUUCUGCAUAGCAUCAGCAAUGAGUCUAUACAACUGUCUUGCUGCACUAAUUCGUAAGAUACCAUAUGGACAAUGCACGAUUGUGUGUUCUGGCAAAAGCAUUGAAGUGAGACUUAUUUUUCUCUCUGGACUGUGCAUAGCAAUAGCUGCUGUUUGGGCCGUGUUUAGAAAUGAAGAUAGGUGGGCUUGGAUUUUACAGGAUAUCUUGGGGAUUGCUUUCUGCCUGAAUUUAAUUAAAACACUGAAGUUACCCAACUUCAAGUCGUGUGUGAUACUUCUAGGCCUUCUCCUCCUCUAUGAUGUGUUCUUUGUUUUCAUAACACCAUUCAUCACAAAGAACGGCGAGAGUAUCAUGGUUGAACUUGCAGCUGGACCUUUUGGAAAUAAUGAAAAGUUACCAGUAGUCAUCAAAGUACCAAAGCUGGCAUAUUUCUCAGUAAUGAGUGUAUGCCCCAUGCCAGUUUCCAUAUUGGGUUUUGGAGACAUUAUUGUACCAGGCCUGUUGAUUGCAUACUGUAGAAGAUUUGAUGAGCAGACUGGUUCUUCUUCUAUAUACUAUGUCUCCUCCACAAUUGCCUAUGCUGUUGGCAUGAUAAUUACCUUUGUUGUUCUGGUGCUGAUGAAAAAGGGGCAACCUGCUCUCCUCUAUUUAGUACCGUGCACACUUAUUACUGCCUCAAUUGUUGCUUGGAGACGUAAAGAAAUGAAAAAAUUCUGGAAAGGUAGCAGCUAUCAGAUGAUGGACCAGCCGGACUAUGCACCAAAUGAAGAAAACCCUGUGGCUGCUGGUGAACAGAUUAUCCAACAGUAAUAUUAUGUGGACCUGCCAUAAUGUUUCAAUUGAUUUUCUGCAAAAGAGUUUUGCUUUUUGAACUGACAAUCUGAAAGAAUCUUCAAUGAUAUGCUUGCAAAUAUACAUUUUUAAGAGCUGGUACUGUCGAUUAUGUCAUAAGUAAUUAAAAUACAUUUGCUUUUAACUAUGUUAAAGUUGUGCCUUCACAUUAAAUAAAAGGAUAUGGUCUGUAUAACUUUCAAAA